Molecule: messenger RNA, 2976 nt
Organism: Carassius auratus (goldfish)
Lineage: Eukaryota; Metazoa; Chordata; Actinopteri; Cypriniformes; Cyprinidae
Product: zinc finger protein 518A-like
Exons: 2
Coding region: 84-2324 (746 amino acids)
Source: RefSeq, a predicted model, not a curated record
GGCCUCGACGUCUGGAGGCGGCAAACACCUUCACCUGCUCCACGUGCAACGAUGGCAUCUCCUUCAGACCCCGCGAAUUAACAAUGCAUUAUAAGAUCGCCCAUGGAGGCGAAGGAAGCCCCCCGAUGUUUCCAUGCAACAUGUGCAAUUUCUCCUCGCCAGUGUUCACUACGCUUCAGCAGCACCGAAUGCAACACGAGGAUUGUUUGUUCGCUUGUGAGAUUUGUGAUGACGGCGUCCAGCGAACGCUUCCCCAACUGACCAAACAUUGUCAAACCCAGCAUGCUCUAAACGGUCAAUACCACUGUCCGAAGUGCAAACUGUCCGUCUUUGAGAUUAAGCAGUUUGUGUGUCACUCGUGUUGCAUUACUAAUGGCGAUGCACAGAAAGACGAUCUCUUGAAGCACGUGACUGCUGCAUGCCGUCAAAGGUGGAGCCGCAGGAAUUGGUGGAGAAAGCGGCCACACGUCAAGCAAGACAUGUCCCAAGAGUUCAAGUUAUUACGUCCAAAACCAGAAGCGCAAUGGACGUCCCAACUGCUCCCGUUCUCCACACCCGGUCUACUGGACGACCACGGCGUCUUCGUGGAUCCAGAGAAGACCUUAGAGGAAACAAAGCAGUUUCUCGAGAGGAACAUUUGUAGUGCUAAAAACUGGCCUGUGUGUCUUAAAAGCGAGGAAGCGGCAACAACACCCCAUCCAUCAAAAACGAAUGCGAAGCGAUGCGUCACUGGGAAACAUAAGCUAAGUGGACUCGUGGAGAAAAACAAUAUAUCCAUUCCCCCAGACUGCACUACAAAGGUAAUCGGAGUCAAGAUGUUGGACGGCAAAAAGCAUUUAGUUCUCAAAGUCAUUCCUUCAAACAAGCGAGACGCUUCGAAGGAUACUCGCACUGUGAAACCUGCCGAUCAGCGAGACGAAUCCAAAGAUAUUUCAAUCGCUAAUGCCUCAGGAAACCGUUCUCAGGUGACUUUUAUAAAGCCUUCGUCCCAAAGACAGUGUGUAGCACAGCGGGACUUUUUGUCUUCGGUGUUUGAGAGGAUUAAAAGCCAACAAACAGAUGGAUGCAACAAUCAGGAACAUGCACCCAUCGAAGCACAUAUUCAAAGUCCCCGUGCAAAAACAGCGGAAGACUGUCAAGACACAUGCCAUGGAGAUUCAGGAUGCCAUAGUGAUCUGACCUCGGAUGCAAGUUCUUCGGAAGAAAGAUGUAGGUGUUCACGACUCCUUCCGACGGUGUUUGAUGAAGAACAUAAUCUUGCACUGGAUUCAAACUGCAUUAACCAUCAACCAAACACAUGCUCUAUCUCUGGGUCUGAUUGCGUGAGUCCGUCCUCUAGAUCUCCCUUGAAGGAUGGGACUGAGUCUUUGUGUCAAAGUGAAGCAGGGGGCCUGUUAUUCCAUGGCAAUGCUGACGAAUGCACAAACAACAUGGACCCCAGAGAUUCUCUGGUCCCAGUAGAAAGCCUCGCUGCUCCAGACCAGCUUCAUAUGGUGGGUGAGCUGCCUUUAACAACAGCCAUCCAUUUGCUGGAUGAGACGAGAGAGGACUGUACGUUAUCGCCUAACGUCAGCUCUGAUGAACAUCUGAAAGAUUUAACACACGCUGGAGGCACAAGCCAGCGAUCUGAUCCGGUCUCUCUCCCGCCUGAUGUUUCAAACUCUUCCACAUCUGCAUCAGUUUCUGGAUCCAGCUCGUCAGUCGUCCCUCUCGCAUCGCUCAACAGAAAGCGCAUGGUGGAAACGUCCUCGGCUGACCCUCCCAUCAGUAAAUCCCAGAAGCGAUCGGAAGACUCUGUCCUCUUCUGGGAGCCGGUGUCUCGAGACGCUUCGGUGACUCUUCGACUGAUUCCCUACAGCGCUUCGCAAUCCGUUAAAAUCCCUCGCGACGACCAGCCCGUCAUAGUCCUCAACCAUCCCCACACUGAUAUCCCCGAAGUCACAAACAUCAUGAAAGUGGUUCACAAGCACAAAGGAAAUGUGCAAAGUGUCGUACUUUCUCGUAAAACUCUCCGAGCUCUUUCCGAGUUCAACUGCGAAUCCUUUCGCCGUAAUUUCGUCGCUGCUUGCCACGCAUCCCACCGCGGGAGAGAAUGGCCAAACGGGACGGUUAAAGAACGGUUCGGCUUGAAACUGAGGCUGAGAAGAGUGUGUGGAAGAAAGUACACCGUAGUACCGACGGUGUCAGAAAGCAUCGUUCUUCAGCCGACGUUUAGAUGCUGGUUCUGCGGGCGGCUUUUCACAAACCAGGAAGCUUGGGUGGGACACGGACAGAGACAUCUAAUGGAAGCAACCAGAGGCUGGAACCAGCUCUUCCACAGAUAGAAAUGCAUUCAUCUUUAUUUUUAAGAAGGGUUUCUGUGUGCAUCUCAGGGUGAGAAAUACACAGUCGUGGUCCAAAUAUAUUUCAUUCUUUACAGUAAUAAACCCUUGUCGGUGACUGACUCUUUCAAGUUGACACGAGCAAGCAUUAUUUAUUUCGCUCCACGAUGUGAAAACAUGCAGUGCAUUAUCUAAUAAACUAAAAAUCACUGUUUUGAGACAGUGUUUGUUUAUCUCAGGUGAUAUUCCACUCAACAUCAGUUUGUCUUAAUACUUUAUGUAGUUUUGCAUUAUUUUAUUGCUUUAUUUUGGUGUGUGUCAUUUAACCAUUAUUAUACUUUGUUGCUUUGUUACUAAUCAUCUCCUAUGAGGCUUUGUGAUUGAAAUGUUUACAGAAAUUGUUGAUUGUCUUUGUAGUAGGCUACACAUCUGGUGUAGCGUCCUCUGUUCAUCACAUUACCAGUAUAUUUAUCAUUAUAUUUGUCAUUAGUUUAAACUCUUGUAUGCAAGAGCAUAUGUUGACGCAGCAUUGCUGAAAUUAUGUUUUGUAUUUAUGCAAAUUGUCUGUAUUUAUUUUUUCAGCGUGCUGUUAAGUCACAUGGGUUUGAUUAAGGGUUAAACCUUACAUCUAUCUGAGUGUAUUAUAAAAAAAAAA